UGUUGAGAUUGCCCACAUUCUCAGUCGGUGUUAGUCUGCUAUUGGUGCUGCUACUGUGUAUAAAACGUCUAGUAAUAUAGUAAACCCAAGACAAAACGUUAAUGAUAAAUUAUUACGAUAUUAUCACGUGACAUUAUAUUUUGUGAUAAAACUAUACAUUACAACCAUAUUUAUUAUUGUGUAAUCUACGUCAGCAAAGAGCAAUGGAGAACGAAAAAUUCCAAUUUUCUAUAGAUCGCGGUGGCACAUUCACUGACAUAUAUGCUAGAUGUCCUGGAGGUAAAAUCCGAGUUAUGAAAUUACUCUCAGUCGAUCCAAAUAAUUACAAUGAUGCACCGACAGAAGGCAUUCGUAGAAUAUUAGAAGAGGAAACUGGUAUUAAAAUGGAUGGGGCGGUAGAUAUCUCUAAUAUAGAAUGGAUCAGAAUGGGAACGACAGUCGCCACUAAUGCGCUGUUGGAAAGAAAAGGCGCGAAAAUGGCGCUAUUAAUAAAUAAUGGGUUUGAGGAUCUUUUAUAUAUUGGUAAUCAAUCACGGCCAAAUAUUUUUGAUUUGGAGAUAGCGAUGCCAGAAGUUUUGUACAAAUAUGUAGUUGGGGUAAAAUGUAGAGUAAUCCCCGCUUUGCCAGGAAAAUGUCUUAUGGAGAAUCAAUCAUGGCGAAGGGUAAAAGGUUCUACCGGCGAAGAUCUAUUUGUUACUCAGGAACUUGAUGAGACACAAUUGAAAGAAGAUUUGAAAGAACUUCGUGAUUUAGAAAUCGAGAGUCUCGCUGUCGUUCUGGCUCAUAGCUACACUUAUGCGGAUCAUGAAAUCAGAAUCGGCGAAUUAGCCCGGGAAGCAGGUUUCUCGCAAGUUUCUCUUUCACACGAAGUUAUGCCGAUGGCUAGAAUAGUUCCUAGAGGUUUCACAGCGUGUGCAGAUGCUUAUCUAACACCGCACAUUAAAAAUUAUUUACAAGCUUUCUCCUCAGGAUUUAAAGAUAAUUUGAAGAAUGUAAACGUAUUGUUUAUGCAAAGCGAUGGCGGAUUAACACCUAUGGAUUCUUUUAAUGGGUCACGUGCUAUACUUUCUGGACCAGCUGGUGGUGUCGUGGGAUACGCAAUGACGACUUACGGAAAGGAGACUGAUUUACCAGUGAUCGGAUUCGACAUGGGUGGUACAUCGACCGAUGUAAGUCGAUACGGGGGAAGCUACGAGCAUGUUUAUGAAAGCACUACAGCCGGCAUUGCUAUACAAGCCCCACAGUUGGAUGUCAAUACAGUUGCGGCGGGAGGUGGAUCAAUGCUUUUCUUCAGAUCGGGUCUCUUCGCGGUUGGACCUGAGAGCGCAGGGGCUCAUCCUGGUCCCGCGUGUUACAAGAAGGGUGGUCCGUUGACUGUGACAGACGCGAAUCUUGUACUGGGUCGCUUGCUACCCGAAUAUUUUCCUAAGAUUUUUGGACCUCAAGAAAACGAACCGCUCGAUGUAUCUCGCACAUUGAGCAUGUUCACAGAACUUACAUAUGAGAUAAAUGAAUUCCUGAAAAAGGAUGAAGCAAUGUCGGUUGAUGAAGUAGCCAUGGGAUUCAUCAGGGUCGCGAAUGAGACUAUGUGCCGACCAAUUCGUGCUUUGACUCAGGCAAAAGGGCAUGAUACUUCCCGUCAUGUUCUGGCGUGUUUCGGCGGUGCCGGAGGACAGCAUGCUUGUGCAAUUGCUCGAUCAUUAGGCAUAAGCACUGUUUUUGUCCACAAAUAUGCCGGUAUAUUGUCAGCUUACGGAAUGGCAUUAGCAGACGUUGUUGAGGAGCUACAAGAGCCUAGCGCCGAAGCUUAUAAGCCCGAAAGUUUCGCACGCUUGGACGAGCGUUUGGAUGCGAUGGAAGUUAAAGUUAGAAGCAAACUCCGUGCGCAAGGAUUCGCUGAUUCUCAAAUAAAAACGGAAUCAUUUUUACACUUACGUUACGAUGGUACCGAUUGCGCUUUAAUGUGCACUUCUGUAAAUCAAAAUUUAGAAGAAAUCUCUACCAGACACGGAGAUUUUCUUACUCCUUUUCUAGAAAGAUAUCAAACAGAGUUUGGUUUCACAAUACCAGACCGCAAAAUUCUGGUAAAUGAUGUGAGAGUUCGAGGAACUGGUAAAACUGAAAUUCCGGAGGAUCCCUUAUUACCUCCUUCACAAACUUCUCCGAAAGCUGAAAAGACUACCAUGGUAUAUUUCGAAGACGGUUAUCAGGAAACCAGCGUUUAUCAAUUAAAUUCAUUAUCUCCUGGAAAUGUCUUACACGGUCCUGUCAUUAUCAUGGAUAGUUUGAGCACACUUUUAGUAGAGCCAGAUUGCACUGCGGAAAUUACUUGUCGCGGAGACGUAAAAAUCACAAUUGGAAAAGGUUUGCAAAGAAAAGUUACCACGGAUCUCGAUACGAUUCAACUCAGUAUCUUUUCACAUCGUUUCAUGAGCAUCGCCGAACAAAUGGGUCGAGUACUUCAAAGAACUUCGAUUUCUACUAAUAUUAAAGAACGAUUAGACUUCUCGUGUGCAAUUUUUGGUCCUGACGGCGGUCUUGUUUCAAAUGCGCCUCAUAUCCCGGUGCAUCUGGGCGCUAUGCAAGAAACCGUGCAAUAUCAGAUAACGGCAUUCAAAGGCAAAUUCUCACCGGGAGAUGUUAUUCUCUCUAAUCAUCCGUCAGCAGGUGGUUCUCAUCUCCCAGAUCUGACAGUCAUUACACCAGUAUUUUACAAAAAUGUGCCUACGCCGGUAUUCUUUGUGGCUAGUAGAGGUCAUCACGCUGACAUUGGUGGUAUCACACCGGGCUCGAUGCCACCGCAUUCAACGAGUCUGAAUCAAGAAGGUGCUGUUUUUAAAAGUUUUCUGCUAGUGCAUAAGGGAAUAUUUCAAGAAAAAGAAUUGACGGACGCUUUAAUGGCACCAGGCAAAAUACCGGGAAGUUCGGGAACGCGAAACCUUUCGAAUAAUAUUAGUGAUAUCAAAGCUCAAAUUGCAGCAAAUCAAAAAGGCUCACAGCUGGUAAACGAACUUAUCGACGUAUACAGCCUCGAAGUAGUUCAAGCGUACAUGGAUCAUAUCCAACAUAAUGCCGAAGUUGCUGUUCGAGAAAUGUUAAAGUCAAUAGGUACGAGAAUUAAGAUGCGAAGACAUAAAGAAACCGAUAUCAAUGCCAUUGAUUAUCUCGACGAUGGCAGUCCUAUCAAACUACAUGUAAAUCUCGAUCUAGAGAAAGGCGAGGCUGUUUUUGACUUUCGUGACACGGGUUAUGAAGUAUGGGGCAACUGCAACGCACCGCGUGCUAUAACUUUGUCUGCGAUAAUUUAUUGUUUGAGAUGUAUGGUCGGUCGAGACAUACCAUUAAAUCAGGGCUGUUUGAAACCGGUAAAGAUAAUUAUUCCUAAAGGAUCGUUGCUCGACCCUUCGGAGGGAGCCGCGGUGGUUGGCGGGAAUGUUCUAACGUCUCAACGUAUUGUUGAUGUAAUCUUAACAGCUUUCGAAAUUUGCGCGGCCUCACAGGGUUGUAUGAACAAUGUAACCCUUGGCACCGAAGACUGGGGUUACUACGAGACGGUUGCUGGUGGUAGUGGAGCAGGACCAACAUGGGAUGGCAGAAGUGGCGUUCAUACGCACAUGACCAAUACUAGAAUCACCGAUCCAGAAAUAUUGGAACUUCGCUAUCCGAUUAUACUUAAUCAGUUCUCGCUUCGAUUUGGAAGUGGUGGAAAUGGGACGCAUAUUGGUGGGGACGGUGUUGUGCGUGAAAUGAUAUUUAGAGCUCCAAUGACCUUAUCGGUAUUAACCGAACGGAGGGUGCACCAUCCACCUGGAUUUGAUAACGGCGAGGAAGGGGCAUGUGGUUUGAACAUUUUGAUGCGAGCUGAUGGCAGACAAAUCAACUUAGGUCCGAAAGCUGCCAUUCCAGUUUAUACAGGGGAUAGAUUCAUUAUGGAAACUCCAGGGGGUGGUGGUUACGGUCCCGUUGGCAAAAGAGAACAAGCAAAGAAAUCUUCAGUUCUAUCUUCGAAAGUUUACGACUCUCAGCGUUUAGCAACGAGAUUUUCAUCAAAAUACAAACGUUCAAGAUCUAACAAAAGUUUGCGUAAUUUCACAGAACGCGGAAGCGUUUUUGAGUAUCGUAUGGCUCAGGAAUCCGUUUAAUAAGAUUAAUAGAUACACUGCCAUAAACACAAUAAAUUAUGGUGUAAGAGACACAUUCCGGAAGAACGAAUGUGACUAAUAUUAAAUACGGAGAUGUACUAAUAAAUUCAAUAAACUUUCAUUGAAUAAAAUGCUCAUGAAUAUCAAAAUUAAUGCAAUAAUAUCAAUAUUUCAUAAUUAUCUCGUGGCAAAAUAAUUAUUAAGAGGUGUUGUUUAAUAUACAAUUAUGUUUUUAUGUUAUAUUAUACUUUUGAGGUAAUUAUGAAUGUUACUAUCUGUUUAUUAUACAUGUAAGCAUUUAUUUUUAAAUAAAGAUAUUCUUGAAUUCUA
Molecule: messenger RNA, 4472 nt
Organism: Nylanderia fulva
Lineage: Eukaryota; Metazoa; Arthropoda; Insecta; Hymenoptera; Formicidae
Product: 5-oxoprolinase
Biological process (GO): glutathione metabolic process
Cellular component (GO): cytosol
Molecular function (GO): 5-oxoprolinase (ATP-hydrolyzing) activity
Source: RefSeq, a predicted model, not a curated record